Dicrocoelium dendriticum is the source of this 4941-nucleotide messenger RNA. Lineage: Eukaryota; Metazoa; Platyhelminthes; Trematoda; Plagiorchiida; Dicrocoeliidae. The record is from the annotation of a GenBank genome assembly.
AUGAAACUGACUGUUUGUUUCGGAGAUUCUAAGGUGGUGGUUCCGUGUGGUUCCGGGGCGCUAUCUAUUCGCGAUCUUGCUUUCAGUGCGCUCAAAAGGGUCAAGCACACUUUCCCGAAACUAGACGCACAUGAUCGCAUUGUUGUGCACAGCCUGACAAGCGCCCGAGAUGGGGGGAUCUUGGAUUGGGACGACUGCGUUUGCGAUGUACUGGACGACCGGGAGCUGGUGGUUGCUCAGUACUCCAUCGUCACCCUUACCAACUGCACGUCAUCCUGGCAGGCCAGAACUUUCCCCCAUGAUCAAUUGUUCCCUCAUUUGUGCGCGCCUUUGAUUGUUGAUCCGUUCUGCGAACGCUGGGCGAAUGCUUUGUUUCAUGGUGACCCCAAGUCGACUGAAGUUAGCGGAAGCAGCGAAAGCGGAAGUGAUCAUCAUCCUGUAGAUCUUUCUGUUACUUUAACGAGCGCCACUUAUCCGAAGCACCACUACUUCAACUCGAUUCAGUUUUCUUCUGUGGCUGAUGAGAGCAAUAGUAGCAGCAGUCUCAGUCUGAACAUGAGUGCAAACAGUUGUGGAGUGGAUCACCCGACGAAUACGCACGUAUGGCAUCUCGUUGGCUCAGAACUCGAUUCGGUCGGAAAAAGCAGCAUCCUUUCCGAGUGCAGCGGACCUACGCGCGCCCGUAAUCCACCUGUUUCUUGCGUCAACAAGGCAACCGAAACCGAGAACAUCGCAUGUGUGAACCGUGCUGCUGCCCCUUUUUGCACUAUCCCCAACGAGUUUGUCCCACUCCGCUACUCCCCACCCUCAACCGAAAUCGAUGCGCUGAAAGGCCGCUCAAAGGAACACUCUCCAGCUUCGCUGCGGGAUGUCCCGUUCAGUGGCUUCAACAGUGUGCUCUCCACUCUCGGUCAUCACUCUGAUUAUGUUGCAACGAAUUGGGGAGGUGAAGAUAAUGUGGGGGCAUCCCAUCUUUUGUGGAACGGCAGCGAACCCUCCACAACAUCCUCCGUAACUUAUGUCCACGGAACCAAGGUUGACUGGCAUCUCCCUCCAUUUCCACACAUAUCACGAGAGACAUCCUCUUUGUCGUCGUUUGGGGAUGCAAAUCGUCCUCACGGUUCGUACGACAUAGGCUGUUUUUCAGCGGCACCAGUUCCACUGUCCCUUUCACUUCCCUCCACGGUUCCCAAUGAGUUCCGAACCAGACUCGGUGAAGUUGGUGAUGACCUACUGGAUGUUGUUGCGACUGAGCCAUAUUGCGACAACUUACAGAGGCCUCAGUCCGCGGUUUCUCCUGAUCACGCGCUAUGUAUGCAUGACGAAUCCGCUCCCUGCACCUCGGAUACAAUCAAUAUCAAAGUUACAGAUACUUCGCUGGACUGCUCGUCAACCGUACCGUGUACUUCUACCAGUGAUUCGUCCUUGUUUUCACUCAAUAAUGCGGAACCUCCGUUAUCAAUGUGGAUGUUGCCGAGAUCACCCGAAAGUCCACAACAUAUCCACACUAGUGUGAGCUCACCAGACACAUUUUCCGUCACCUCGGAUCCACCCUCUCCACUCUGCAGCACAGUGUCCAACUCGGGGAGCCGACCAUUAUUCUGCUCGUUGACUGUCUCGACAAUUCCGGAGGAGGAAGAGGAAGAAUAUUCAGUAGACUAUGACCAGAGUAUCCCGGCAAGUCCUGCGCAUCGAAACCAUCGCCCCACAGACCCGUGUCCCCGCACUUUAGAUGGCCUCGAUGGUGGCUGUGGGAAUUACGAGGAGGACUACCCACUUCUUCGUCCAGAUUAUUUUAUCAGCCUGGAGCGCCCAGAGCAUAGUAACAACGUCAACGGUUUAACAGAGAGAUUCCGCAACACACUUUCCCUUAAUUCGAAUAAAACAGUGGAGGACAAUUUGGCUGAAGUUUUUAAGCCUACUCAGAGUUCCACGGCUUUCUCAUCCAGCCCGUCUGCUACGAAAGCGUUGAGUUGUUUGGAGUCUAGUCAAGCGUCUGACUCUUUGUUAUCUUCCUCUCUGACUUCAACCCUUGACUGUGGUAUUCCGUCACACAAUUCCGAUGUUCGCACAUCUAUUUCACAUGAGAGCGCGAAAGAGCGCAACUUGGAAGAAAAUACACAACCCGAGAACAUUCCCAUGGCCAUUUCACGGUCAUUGUGUACCUCAGGCACGGUUAUUGUCCGGCUAGUGAACACGAGGCCCGGUGAAAACUUGGGCAUACAAAUUAAGCCGGUGUACGUGCAUUCCGUCAAAACUUCAACGGAAGACCUUCAUAAUCCCUGUACAACAAAGGCCAAGAUCGAAUCAGGUCUUGAAGUGCAUAACGUACUACCCAACGGUCGUGUUGCUCGAGAACGCUGCUUAUCUGUCGGCGAUCACAUACUCGGCAUCAAUGGUGUUUCUCUCAUUGGAGUUCCAUUUGAAAAGGGGCGUGACUUGUUUCAAGCUGCGCUCAGGCAAAAUGAAUUUACCCUGGAGGUUCUACCGCUCACGGCCCGGUUAAAAAAGCUCACAGAAGAAAGUGAGCGGAACCUGUUUUCUUCAGCUAAGAAUGUACUCAGGAGUAACGCAUCGGUUGGAGGUGAAGUUCGGACAGGCAUCCGUCAGGACAGGCCUGCUCCACCACCCCCACCAAGACGCUCUCCAAACACGGUUCUCACAAACCCUACCCCUGGAGUUGAUUCGUCAGUGCUGAGCACUUUUCCUGCCGAAGCUAAGCAUUGCGCUACGAUCACUUCAAUGCAACCUUCGGUACCUACGGAGGAACCGAACAUUGCUUAUAGUUUACCGCCGACUGGAUUCGUUCCUAUUUAUUUACAAAAGGGUACCUCCGGACUAGGUUUCAGUCUCACCAGUCGUGAUUUGCCGGACACGAAAGGCCGAGCUAUAUACGUCAAGAACAUCUUACUAGACGGGGCCGCUCGAGUAGAUGGCCGGUUACGUGCUGGCGAUCGAUUAAUCCAGGUUGGCGAUCUGGAUGUUGAUGCCCUUGGACAGGCACGCACAGUCGCGUGGCUACGUGAGAGACCCACAAACAGUGUCGUGCGGCUUUUGAUUUGGCGACCUGGUGAGGAUAAUCCCACAAGUGUUUGCAAAAAUCCGUGUGAUUCGACACCAUCUACGUCUGCCAGCAGAAUGCCAAUCGUUCAGCUCUCCGAUACUUCUGCUGCAAAAACCAACAGCAAACCCACGAGCACUGCUUCUGUGCUGCUCGAACGACUUAGAGAAGAUGACCUGUACAAGAUACACCUGAUUGACUCCUCUCAAUACUUGUUAAUGGAGCUUGACAUUCCACUACCCGCUACCAACGCCGUUCCAUCAACGGCUCUUCCUGACGUAACCUCGGUCGAGAAUUUGUCCCAUUUCUCUCCUGUGACCCUCGGAGUGAGCGUUUCUGUCCGACCUUUCUUAUCCUCCUCGAAUCGUGGCUCUAAGUCAAGCAAAUGGUCCGCUAACGCAGUGUUUGUGCGCACGCUGAUCGAAGGAGGCCCUGCACACAAGGAUGGACGUCUCCAAGCUGGGGACCGGCUUCUAACAAUUGAUGGUGAGCCUCUUUCUGGUCUUUCUGGAGCAGAUGCACUUGUGAAACUCAAGUCCGUGAUUGCUCGCGAUCUGGCUACCAGGCAACCUUGUGUACGACUUCUAGUCGCUCGGUCACGAACCUACGUUGACUCUGCUCACGAAACUUCCACUUCAACUGUUGCUAAGACUAAGUCGCAUGGCGAUGGUGACAACAACUGUGGUUCCGAAGUCAUCGAGCAGCAUCACGCGAAAACCACUAUAACCUCUCACACUGACCUUUCGGCGGAUUCCCCUCCUGUUCCCGUUAACUGCUCCGUGGUAGUGCCCGUAGAGGUUCAUAAUCCAAAUGGAUUACAAACCGCGACCGUACACAACACGCCUCGGUCUUCCGUAUCUGAUCCGGCCCAUCGGUCACGCCGUCUCCAUGCUAUGCAGUUUUCCUUAUCUUCUGAAUCUUUACCUGUGGCUAUGAGUCAAGAUACUUCAUUUCCUCGCCGAUACCCAAACAACCGUCGAAGCGAUCAUGACAAUUCGAAAAGGCAUCAUCUUCACCGGAGUUUCAAACGUUCCAGUAGAAUCUUCUAUACACGAGACGCUCACCCUUCCUCAGGCUCUUGGAAACUGCGGACAUCAGCGAAAUCAACAUUAAAACCUAAAGCCUCUGUUUCCGUUGUUGGUGCUGCAGCAGGCCCUUUUCACAGUGCGGAUUCCUCACCGAACAUGGCUGCAUCGAAUUUCCGCGUCUCUUUAUCCCCUUCACCCCCCACUUGUGCUUCCACCACUCGCGCAAGGAUAUACCGAUGCGAUUCACAGGGUACCAUUUCUUCGGCGGAAAUGUCGGAGUAUGACCUUCAGCACAAUGUGCCAAUUUCUCCGCUUGAACUCUCCCCCAAUAUGAUUGCUGGUCCGGCAUCACCCCAUUGCCAGUCGAUCCAAUACUCCUCUCCUCAGCUGGCUUCAUCUUUCUCGUCCCAUUCGCAACACCAGUCGCGACGUUCUUCUUCCAGCCAACACUGUUGUUGCUUGAAUCGCGCCGCAUGCAAAGUGGUUUUUCGUCAACCACGGAUAGAUCUUAACCAGAUGGUUUUAGUUCCUUUCGAUCCGGACUCAUGGAUAGGACCUGUUCUCAAACCACGCAGUGCCCUUAGUUCAGGAGAGCUGGCUCAGACGAAAUCAACUCAAACAGGAGACAGACUCGACUCCUCAGACACCCCUGACCAACACCCUGUUUUCUUUGAUCGAUGUAUAGCCUCGAGGCAUCCCUCCGGAUCACCUUUAAACAAUGAACAAACUCGUAAAGUCUCCCAUCUGAGCGAUGGAGGCGAAGCACUAGAGAGCGCUCCCAGCAAGAAAACCAUGGACAAGCUGCUGCGCCUAUUCCAAUGGCUACGUAGCUUCGCGGAACCGAGACCGUGA